UGAAAGUUAGGGUCUGGUUUAGAAGUUACAUUUGAGGAACAUUUGGUCAUAUUGGUACGUGGGUGACAAGAGGGUUAGAGAGACAACUCACCAUCUCAUUGAGGAUGCUGGUUUUGAUCAGCAUCCAACGAAGUCAGAGCAAGUAGCAGCCCACUUCCAAUUGUCAUGGCAACAGCAUGUGAAUGUAUUGGGCUGUAGGAGCAGGCUGUAGCGUAGAUGUAGGAGUGCUGCAUUGGAAGCCACAGCUCUAUCUCCUGAGCCAGCUGUGAGGUAGGAGGGGAGGACACAGAGCUUUGGAGGGAUUUAUGGACACAUUCAUCAGGCUCUGUUUUACAGGAAGGUAACAUCCAGAUGAAGGAAUUGUGAAACUCUGUUCUCUAAAGAGGACUCAUCUCUGCUCAGCCAAACAGCCUGUGAUCUACCUGGUGUCUCAGGCCUGUCUCUGAUGUCAUGGAGAACAGGGCCCUGAUGUGUACCAGUCAGGCCUGGAAGGGGCCCAAAGGGUCCACCUUCUCCCCCAACUGGGACAACACAUCAUACCAACCAAACAUCAUGAUGUCCCCUUGUCCUGACGUGGUGAAGUCCCCAUGCCAGCAUGCUGCCAAGAUAUGCCACCCCCCAGAAGCCUCUGUGACCUCCCAGUUCCAGCAGGUUGGCCCCUAUGCCUCCACUGGAUUGUCUGCCAUGGCUAACACUGCCAGUAGAAAGGGUGAAAGGGAGUGUUAUAUAGUUAACCCCAUUCAAAAUGAGGAGACGGUCCUGCCAGUACACAACCCUGAGUUUCGCGGUCGCUCCUUCUCUGCAGCCACUGCCUCAAACUCAAUUACUUCCAGAAGCAGAUGUGACAGCUACGUCCACCUAUGCCCUGACAACAGCUCAGAGGACAUUAGUAGAGGCGACAGCUCCCCGUUGAGCCCAGACGUCUCCCCUGAUCACGGUGGUCCACGGUCGCGGUCCCACAGCAUCAUCCUGAGGAAGACGAGGAGGAGGCCGGCGCCGCCAACCCGUAGCGUGUCCCUGAGGAGAGACUCCGCCUCCCAGCUCAGAGACAACAGGACCAAGAGCCUCUACAUGGACAGUGACACAGCUACCCAAGACCCCUUCUUGCCUGACCUCAUCCUCAUCUCCACACCCAGGACAGAGGAGGUACUGUGCCUGGAGCAGUCCCCUGCUCAGCCUGUACAGGCUCUGGUUGGGCCACCAGUCAACAAUAAUGGGCAGCUACGUGAAGUAAGAUCUACUGACCCCUGCUCUUCCAUGUCAAGCUCAGGUCCUGCUGUGGGUAUUACUGGAAAUGAGGACAAAAAAGCCACCAGCUGGUCAGAAUCGGUCAGACCCUCUCCCCCCUUGCGACACCCUCCAUCUCUAACUUGUAAACAGUCCCCCUUCCUACCACCUGCCCCAGUCUCCCCUUCCAAUGGCAAGUCCAGAUCUCAGUGUGAGACUUCCCCCCCUCCUAUCCUCACGUCUGCCAUCACUGGACCCUCCCCCCUGGGCUGCAGGAUGCGCCCCAAGUCCUCCACUUCACCCACCUCCCCCAGAGCCAGCAACAGCAGGCUACGGCUGUCCCUGGAGUUGCCAGGGAUUGUCCCUCUCCCAGACCCGACGUUGAUCAAAUCUAAAGCCACGCGGCGUCACUCCGAGUCCUCUGGCACUACCAAACCCAGACAGAGGCUGAGCUCCAGCAUGAUGGUGAUGCCUGUGGUGACCCAGGAGGAUCUCAGCAAUGUUCGUUUACGUUCCGUCAGCAGCUCAGAUUCAGACAAAGGCCUGGAGGGCUCACCUGAAGUCAUCAGGGAGGAGGAGCAGGAACAGGAGCUGGAGCUGGAGAGCUGUCCAUUGGUCCACUACAGUCCUAAAGCUAAACCACCUGUUGCUACUAAGCCACCCGCACACAAAUGGCCACCAAUACAUAUGGUAAAGUCCUCCUCAAUCUCUACACAGUUCUCAGAGACCCUUCCAGCCUCACCAAGAGAGAGCCAAGAGGACAUGUUUAUGGUGGAAAGAAGAGUGAAGCCUAAGAGGUCACACCAGCCUCCUCGUGUUGCCAGUGAUGGGGUUAUGUUUCAGAGGCAGCAAGCUGUAGACAGGCAGCAGUAUGAUGUGACUGACUCACACCCACCACCUGCCUCCUGCUAUUCAGAGACCAGGAAUGUGAGAAGGACCUCUCUCACCAGCACCACAUCUCUUCAAGCUGAACUAGAUAGGAAGAAGAAGUUGGUUCCCCCUCCAGUUGCAAAGAAACCUGAUGUCCUCUUCAUGCCCUCCAUCAGCUCACUGGGACAGGAGAGCACCAGGAGCCAUGUCUGGUCUGGGCUCAGUGGUGCUUACCAGGCUCCUGCCAGUGCAUACCAGCCUCAUACCACUGGUUACCAGGUUACUGCCAGUGGUUACCAGGUUACUGCCAGUGUUUACAGAGACAGAGACUUUACUGGACAAGAUUGCAACCAUAACAGGAUAAGAGAUGGAUUUUUCCUAGAUGAGAACAGUGAAGAGAGGAGAGCAAUGCCUCAGAUGAGAACACUGUGCCUCGGGGAGCAGGAGGAGGAAGAGUUGGACCACAACUCCUCACAGCCAACUACUGAGGACCUAUUCACCAUCAUACACAGGUCAAAGAAGAAACUCCUGGGUCGUAAAGAAACAGCUGACAGCACUGGGAGCAGGCAGGGUUACGGAUCCCCCAUUAAAGGCACCCCGAGGGUCGUCCAGAAGUCAAGCUCCAAAAAUGACAACUUCAUGGCUUUUCUGCAGAGGAGGAGGAGCAAUAAACCCAGCUCUGGGGAGAGACUGUCAGCCUCUGAACUACUGAAGAAUACUAAACCAUUGGCCGGCCAACCGUAGCGCAUCAAACAACUCCAAUGUUUAUGUUUCUCAAUGUGUAACAAACACUUUUCACUCAAUAUGUGGCAUGCGAGUAUUGUGGACAAUCAGGGAGAGAAGGAAAAGGCUAUAGUUUGUAUUGCUUUACGUGCUACAGUACACCGGCAGCUUAUUUCUGUGACGGCAAUACAGUGUAUAGAGGUCAUGUCUAACUGGAAAUAUGACAGUGUUGGCCAGCUGUGUUUUGCUUAUGAGCUGAGACAAUCUAUCGUGUCAAUACAUCUUUCUUGCCUUGACUUGUGAUGCCUACAACAUUUGUUUUUGAGCUGCCAACAUUUGUGCUUUUGGUCAUGUAUCGCUCAGAAAUUAAACAGAGCUGCUUGUGUG
Oncorhynchus mykiss (rainbow trout) is the source of this 3207-nucleotide messenger RNA. The record is from RefSeq and is a predicted model, not a curated record. Lineage: Eukaryota; Metazoa; Chordata; Actinopteri; Salmoniformes; Salmonidae.